AUGCUUGAGGAGAGCAAGGAGAACCCUCAGCCAACUUUCUUGUGUCCAACUUGUGGUCGAUUUUUUUACAAGAAAUUUAUGUUUGACCGUCAUGAAAAAAAGCACAUUUCAGAGAAAUACAAGUUGAAUUGUGUUACGGCUGCAGUGGAAUUCAUGCAGGACAAAGUUGAUGGCGUUAUGAGAAAUACCUCACAAAAGAGACGGGGAAAGAAGGGUUCUAAAAUCGACACAGAAGCCAACUCCGAUGAAAAAAAAUUCAAGUGUCAGGUCUGUGGAAAGGGUUUUACACACAGAAGUAACAAAGCAAUGCAUGAAAAGAUACACUCCGACGAAAAACUGUUUGCGUGUUCCGUCUGUGGAAAAUGCUUCUCGCAAAGGAGAGUUCUCGUCCGUCACGAGAAGAUUCAUCAAGGAACAGAUAGAGUGGAGUGUGACAUUUGUGGUCGGACGUUUUCACAGCGGAGUAGCUACAACAGACACAAGAGAAUUCAUGCCGUGGAGGAAAAAUUUAUUUGUAGAAUCUGCGGGAAGGGGUUCAAGCAACUGAGAUAUCUUAUCGAACACGAAGAUCGACAUGUGGCAAGCAUGGAUGAAAAGGUCUUCUCAUGCCAAUAUUGUGGAAGAGGGUUCCAAAGACGCAGUGGGUACAUGAAGCAUAUGAAAGUCCAUAAAAAAAGAAGCAUUGGUGCAGGAACAGUUGCCAGGCAUGAGGAAACUGGUAAUAAGGAGUUGAGCAGAACUGAAAAUGAUGACGAUAUUAUUUUAGAGAGUGAUGGGGCUGGGAUUAAUAAAAGUAGCAAACUACUGACGGUGACAAUGACAAAUUGUGUUGUCAUGGGGGAUGAUAUUGUUAUCUCUGCAAUAGAUGAGGGUGCUGUUGCUCUUAUCGACGAAGUUACCAUGGAUAUUGAUGCAGUACAAACAAUGGGGUUGGGAGGCGGAGCUGUUGCUGUAAGAGAUGAGGGGGUCACCAUGGUUAAUGAGCCUGUUACCAUGGGAGGCGAAAUCACUGAUACUGAAAAUUUAUCGCUACUCGUCAGCAGUGAGGUGGAAGUUGUGACAAUGCUGGAUGAUUUUACUGUGAUAAUGUAG
This is a messenger RNA of Asterias rubens (European starfish), 1092 nucleotides long. Its product is annotated as zinc finger protein OZF-like. The coding region runs from base 1 to 1092 and encodes 363 amino acids. The transcript has a single exon. The record is from RefSeq and is a predicted model, not a curated record. Lineage: Eukaryota; Metazoa; Echinodermata; Asteroidea; Forcipulatida; Asteriidae.